Anastrepha obliqua is the source of this 3857-nucleotide messenger RNA. RefSeq names its product pH-sensitive chloride channel 2 (gene SecCl). Gene Ontology annotation, molecular function: neurotransmitter receptor activity; extracellular ligand-gated monoatomic ion channel activity; transmembrane signaling receptor activity. The coding region runs from base 389 to 1951 and encodes 520 amino acids. The record is from RefSeq and is a predicted model, not a curated record. Gene Ontology annotation, biological process: signal transduction; regulation of membrane potential; nervous system process. The transcript has 7 exons. Lineage: Eukaryota; Metazoa; Arthropoda; Insecta; Diptera; Tephritidae. Gene Ontology annotation, cellular component: membrane; neuron projection; synapse.
GACGUUAAAAAAUAGCGGACUCAUUUUAUGUGUUUCAAAAGCGGGCGCGCGCGUCGGUAGAAUAAAACUCAAUCGUAUCGGUAGUGAGUGAAGCGAGUGAACUUGUGGGUGGUGCUGGCGCGUAGACGACGACCGUCAGACGCACGGUUGGUUGUGAAGAUCGAUUAUGUAUGAGACGGCCAUUUGCAUAAAAAAAUAUUUAAUUUGGAAAUGAAUUAUAUUUUACACCUGUUUAAAGUAUAAGUGAUAUUGAACUUGAAACGUAAUAUAUUAUUAUUAGGUGCAAAGUUUGCCCAUACAAUUCAAUAAGUCUGCUUACCGACUUUCGAAAAAUAAAUCGAAUAAGUUUUUAUUACAUAUAUUUAGAAAAUAAAACUGCUCGCUCAAUAUGAAAAACAUACAUUUCCACAUAGUGACGAAAGUGUUGCUGCUCAGCUUUAUUUUCACAACCACACAGAUAUCCGCAACGGCGUCACAAACACCUGAAGUGGAAGAAGACUGUCCGCCUAUUUCAAAUGCCACAAAUUUACAACAAACGCAACUUAUCCAGCGAUUAACCCACGUUUGUCGUUACGAUCGCCUAGAGCGACCAAUUGAAUAUGGGAAAAAUGGCGAACGUCUGCCCGUUACUGUUAAGGCGCGCAUUUACGUGUACUUCCUACAAAACCUCAAUUCGGAUUUACUGCAAUUCAAAAUGCAUGCCCUACUACAAUUAAGCUUUAACGAUAGCCGUCUUUCUUACAAGGAGUUGAAGCGAAAUGACAACAUCAUCGGACAGAAACAUCUGAGCGAGCGAUUAUGGUUACCUCACAUAUUCUUCGCCAACGAACGCGACUCCAGCAUAUUGGGUACAGAUGAGAAGGACGUGCUGACGUCAAUAUCACCUGAAGGUCGAGUGGUGAUAUCACAACGCCUACAGGCGACUCUCUAUUGUUAUAUGAAUUUCAAGAAGUUUCCAUUCGAUGAGCAAUUCUGUUCGACUGUGUUGGAAAGCUGGAUGUACAACAAAACAGAAAUGGUACUCGAAUGGGAAUCCUAUUCGCCGAUCUCAUUUGAUCCAGAAAUGCAUCUCACCGAAUAUAAUAUGCAACGUUUUUGGUAUAAUGAAUCAAUUGUGAACUCGAAUGGCAUAAAUUUGCGACAUGGUUCCUUUGUCGGCAAUUACAGUUCACUAAGUUUUACCGUUCAUCUUAAUCGUGAGAUCGGUUUCUAUCUAUUGGACUAUUUUUUGCCCUCAAUGAUGAUCGUUGCCAUUUCAUGGGUCUCAUUCUGGCUGCAAGCUGACCAAUCGCCACCGCGUAUUAUGUUGGGCACUAGCACCAUGCUAUCAUUCAUUACCUUGUCUUCCUCGCAGACUAAAACUUUGCCCAAAGUCAGUUACAUAAAGGUAUCUGAAAUUUGGUUCCUUGGUUGCACUUUCUUCAUCUUCGGAAGUAUGGUGGAAUUCGCAUUCGUCAAUACCAUUUGGAGACGCAAAGAGAAUGUUGAGUUGAAGAAGGUGAAUAGUAAAUACAUUGUGAAGGCAUCGUUAACACCGCGUCCGACACGGCGUGAUAUAAAUAAGAACAAUCUUUCGCGAACGCGUUCUUGUUCCAGUCUAGAUAAUAUUACAUCAAGCACGGAAAGUGUAUUGAAGGGUCAUUCCAAUCCAGGUUACAACAAUUACUUAACUGUACAUAACUUACCUAUAAUUACCACCGAGUGUGCGGACACAGCUUCCGUGACGAGUGACCGUAACAGCAAUUGUACCGAUCAUGUUGUUAAUAUAGAGAAGGAUGGACACUUUGGAAUGAAUGGUAGCAAGGAUCAAGAACUUGCUGAUCACACCACAUUUACAACAAUGACACCGCAAGAGAUUGCCAUGUGGAUCGACAGACGUUCCCGAUUUCUAUUCCCAGUCAUGUUUCUGGCUUUCAAUGCGCUCUACUGGACGUUUGUUUAUUGCUUUUGAUGCUGUCUAACGAAGUUGUCUCGAAACAAAGUUGAUAAGAGGAUUCUAGUAUUAUUUAUGAAUUAAGAAAACGCAUACAUUUUUUACUACACAGUCUACACGAAUAUCAUAUAUUUACGCCAAAAAGUAUUUUUAAGCUAGAUUUAAAAAAAAAUAUAUUUAUGUAUUGUACAUAUAAAAGGUAUCUUAUUAAAUAUGCUCAGCAAGGUCUUUCACGCGAUUUUUAUGUCCGCAAAACUAGUCACUAAGUCUAUGACAGAACACAUACACAUAUAUAAGUCACAUGCAUCUAUACUAAUUUAGAAUAUACUGUAAGAAAGACAUUCUAAAGAAAGACAUAGUAAGGUAAAACCGCUGAGAGUCACUUGUAUCGUAUUGGCGUUUUCAAAGCAUUUAGUCUCACACUCUGAUUUUCUUGUUUGUUUUGGUUUGAUUCUUUCAUUCAAAUAAAUUGGAAAUCAAAAAUAUUUGUAUAAAAAUUGUAUUUUCUAUGCCGUUAAAACGCGUAAAAUUCUGCUUAAAGCAAAAAAAACCUCUACUUUCAUAUAAAUGGAUGUGCAUAAUUACGUAAAUAAUUGACGAGUGCCGUAGGUACAGCCGAAUACUUUUGCCACGUCUGUACUCCAAAGAAUGUAUGCUUCAAUGUUCACUCAUACAAGGCACUUCGCCAGCUUUCAAUAAAACCAGUUAUUUCCUGUGCGCUUACAUUCAAAUACCGCCAAAUUCUUUGGUCACAUCUUCGCUCCUGUGCACUUAUUGGAAAAUUUAUUUAUGUAAAAGAAAUUUCAAAUGACCCGCCUAGAACUUAUUUUAAAAUAAAACACCCUAAAAUAUAGAGUAUAUUUUAAUUUUUUUUUCUUUCUAUUCAAAUUACAGUUCUUAACAAUUAUAUGUGUAAAAUGGCAUCAUUUAAAUGUCCACCAUGAGCACUCCUAGAUAUAAAAUGCAAGAAAUAAUCGAUUUAUGAAUGCCUAAUUGUUGAGAACGUCGAGAUAUCAAUGUUGAAGGUUGUUCAGCAACUCUUUGCCCUACAGCAGCAAUAUGAACCAACCUCUGCCAGUUUUCUAUACUCGACAGAACCAAUUUCUUGAAAUGCUUUCAUCAACCUUUAUAUUGUCGACUCAUUCGGACGGCUAUUCCUGCCAAAAAAAUGAUGGAUUUUGAGAUAUGUUGUUCUUAAAGCAUUUGCUCGUUUUCAUAAUAAGUUUCCAUAAUUUUAACGCGUUGCUCUCAUGUAAAAUUGUGCAUCUGUCUAGUUGAGAAAGGUCAAAGACAUAAAAAAGGUACCGUCUAGUCACUGAAAUCUAAGCAUCACUUUUGAAAGAUGCUUUUUAUACACAUAUAAAGAACGUUAAGUAUCCUAAUGGGAAAUAAAACAAAUGGUUUUGGUAGAAGUAAUUUUCUUAUUUUAUUCGUUUGGAAAAGGUAUGCAUAUGUAGACUCAAUCUCAAGAACAAAUCUUAUAUUUUAAAUUGAAUGUUUAUAUUUAUAUUAUGAUGCUUUGUUAUUACGCGAGAUUUACAUACUUAAAAAAAAAUCAUGGUCGACGAAUUGAGAGAACGGUUCUACCUUACUAAGCUUUUAUCAUGAUUCUACGAAUACUUUAACCACUGUGCGCCUAUAUGUACAGGCGCAGCGCAAAGAUUUUACAAUUUUUACACAUGUCAUUUUAUCUAAAAUAAAUAAAUGUUACUUUUUUAAGAAACUUAUUUAUGUAUGACUAAUGGAAUGUCUUCUUGAUUUCUGAACGUUAAGGUCGUGCAGAAAAACAUGUGUCACACUUUAAUGGCUUGGAAAGUUUUCACAUCCCUUAUCACCAAGUCAUUUUGUUGUUGUUGGCAUGUGAUGAUUCAAAAAAUUACUCAUCAAAGCCAUUGAAAAACAGAAAAAGGGUUCUAAAUUUCAU